Schizophyllum commune H4-8 is the source of this 1686-nucleotide messenger RNA. Its product is annotated as RCC1/BLIP-II. Bases 1 to 1686 code for a protein of 561 amino acids. Gene Ontology annotation, molecular function: guanyl-nucleotide exchange factor activity; protein binding. The transcript is spliced from 9 exons. The record is from RefSeq and is a predicted model, not a curated record. Lineage: Eukaryota; Fungi; Basidiomycota; Agaricomycetes; Agaricales; Schizophyllaceae. Gene Ontology annotation, cellular component: cytoplasm.
AUGACGGGCAUUACUGACCUCCCUAUCGAAAUCUUCACUGACUAUAUCCUAUCGUUCCUCCCUGUGAGCGAUAUCCUGGACUUGGCCCAAACUUGCAGGUUCUUUGCGCUUAUAUGCGCAGAUGACACGUUCUGGAAGAUCCGUGUGAAGGAGGACUUCAACUUUACGGGAGCAGGAACUGCGCGUACGAGUGGAUGGAAGUUCAUUUACAGAGGCUUAUACAACCCGAGAGUCUACGUAUGGGGGGAGAAGUCCUGUGGCAGGUUGGGAUUACCAAAGUUCCCCAAGGUCGUCGUCGGCCAUGUGCCUUUCCCUACCCCGCUGCGUAUCCCUGGAGCGCGUAUCGUUCACCUUGAGGCGGGUGGAAUGUCAUUCCACGCCAUCGACUCAGAGGGUACGCUAUACGUUUGGGGCGCCCUAGAUGGAAGUACAGGCACCCUGCGUAGCGACGGUUUCUCUGAGCCAGGAAAGAGGGCUGAGACGCCUCUGCGCCUCCGUCUUCCUGCCGCAACACGGACGAUAAGUUGCGGGCGCCUUCACUCCUCAACCUUGGAUGCAAAUGGCCACAUUUGGACCUUCCUGAGCUGGGGCCGACCUUUUCGCCUGACGUCUCCAUUGCUCGAUCCCGCGCAUACAGUCGCCGUCCAAGUGGAGUGCGGCUGGCAUUUCUCCUCAAUACUUACCAAGACGGGCGACGUGUUCGUGUGGUUCACCAACGACGGCGACAUGAAGACCCGAAUCACAGACAAGAUGCGCGAGAUGGACAGCGAUGGCGACAAGAAGGCGCACCCUAAGGAAGAUGGCUACAUCCCUUGCGUAACCUGGGACGUCGACCUCGACCCUAUCCGGCUGCCGCCCCUUCCGGCGCUCCCGGACCUCCCUGACACGGGCGACAACCUGGAUGAGGCGACGAAGCUGAUCCAGAUUGCCGGGAUGGACUGCCAUCUCGUCGGGGUAACGAACAAAGGGCACGUUCUCAAGUUCGGUUCAUUGAGUGGUGAGGCGCACGUCGCGCAAGGACGAUGGGAAUACCUACCCAAGUUCAGCGAACUUUCCCAAAUACGCGACCAUCCUACCUUUUCGGGCCCUAGUGCCACCGUGAAGGCACCCGACACGCUGAAAAUCACGCAUGUCUCCGCCCACUUCCUCAACUUCAUCGCCUACUCCACCGGCGGCUCCUCCGUCGUCCUUAUCGGCGACACGGACACGACCGCCGAGCUGGAGCCGCAGAUCAUGCCCGAGCUGCAGCACCGCGCCGUCAUCUCCGUCGUGCUCGGCGACUACCACAAGGGCGCCCUGACCGCCGACGGGAAGCUGCUUACGUGGGGCGCGUACUCGAAAGGCGCAUUGGGCUUGGGCGACCCGGGGAAGCUGCCCGCGGGCGCGCCAGGCGGGUUUGCGGACGAUCGUACUCGCGGAGUGGCUAUUGACCGUGGCCGGGGCGAGCCGCCGGCGGUCGAGGUGCCGACUGAGGUGCGAUUCGACCACGGGCUGAAGAAACCGAGGGACCGCUUUUGCUUCCAGGCGACUGCAGCCGGGUGGCAUACGGGUGCGCUCGUCAUUGAUCUCACGGUAUGUUCGCAAGUCAUUUUUGUGCGAGGCCACUUUUGCUGCGAGACUGUCUUCGCGUAUGAUAUUCUCUUGAUUACCUCUUUCACAGCCAGGUCUAUCCUCUGCCGGGGUUAG